Molecule: messenger RNA, 1581 nt
Organism: Drosophila albomicans
Lineage: Eukaryota; Metazoa; Arthropoda; Insecta; Diptera; Drosophilidae
Product: mucin-2
Exons: 2
Coding region: 89-1429 (446 amino acids)
Source: RefSeq, a predicted model, not a curated record
AACAUUUCGGUACGGCAAGUGAAGUUUUCGUCUCCUAAUUUCCCCCACUUUUUUGGAGUUUACAUUUAUUUUCUGGAAUACCAACAAUAUGAAGUUCGCAGUUGCCUUCUGCCUGCUGCUGGCCGCCAGCUGCAGCGCCUCGUUGACCAGCGAGGACAAAUAUCUGAGUAAUCUUUUGGGUCUGCAGCAAAAGGCUAUGCGCAACUUGAUCUCUUCGACUGCCAUCUCCAACGAUCCAGACGUGAUUAACAAUUGCUUCAGCAACUAUCUCAACGAUCAGACGAACACUCUGACCACCUACAACCGGGAAUACAAUCUAUGCGUAGACACAGCUUCAGAUUCUCGUGAUGAAGUGACCUCUCAGAGUCAGACUCAACGUACCGAUCUGCAGGAUCGCAGCACAAAUAUGUGCGCUGACCUUUCGUCCUGUGACCACAUUUACGAUGGUCUCGAAUUCUUCUUGUGCUACAGGGAUGCGUCCAUCAACAGCUACAAACAAAUGUUCACCUUGAACAGCGAUGCCAACGCCCGUUACAACAACAUUAAGGCCGCCUAUGAUACGAUCAAUGUCAAGGAAGUCGAUUGUACGGACACUGCUCGCUUGUCUUAUGCUUCGAAUUUGGAAAAGUGCGAUUCCGAUUUCAACGCCUGUGUGACCGUCCCAACUGUUCCACCAACUGUUGCUCCAACUGUUACUCCAACUGUAGCACCUACUGUGGCUCCGACUGUUGCUCCGACUGUUGCCCCAACUGUGGCUCCGACUGUUGCCCCAACUGUGGCUCCGACUGUUGCCCCAACCGUUGCUCCCACUGUGGCACCAACCGUUGCUCCAACCGUAGCCCCAACAGUUGCACCAACUGAUGCACCAACUGCUGCUCCAACUGUGGGUCCAACCGUUGCACCAACCGUUGCACCAACCGUUGCACCAACUGUUGCCCCAACUGUUGCACCAACUGUUGCCCCAACCGUUGCACCAACUGUUGCCCCAACUGUUGCCCCAACUGUUGCCCCAACCGUUGCACCAACCGUUGCACCAACCGUUGCACCAACCGUUGAACCAACUGUUGCCCCAACUGUUGCACCAACCGUUGCACCAACCGUUGCACCAACUGUUGCCCCAACUGUUGCACCAACCGUUGCACCAACCGUUGCACCAACCGUUGCACCAACUGAUGCCCCGACAGUUGCACCAACCGUUGCACCAACUGUGGCUCCAACUGUGGCACCAACUGAGGGUCCAACUAAUGCCCCCGUUACCGAGCCUCCAGUCACUGAGCCUCCAGUUACCGAGCCUCCAGUUACCGAGCCCCCAGUUACCAAUGCCCCAACUGAAGCGGAGCCAACAACUGAGCAAGCUCCCGAAGAAGAUCUAAAGAUCAUGCCGCUGUCUUUCACGAGCAGACUGCAGAAGAUGUUCCACCUCUUCUAAAAAAAAAGCUUUUACGAUAAAAGCUCAAAACAUUUAAAAAAGAAAAGCAAACUUUAACAAUCGAUGCUAUGAAAAUACAUUUAUAACUGUUGCAUACUUGUGGGGUUCAAUUAAAAAAGGUUAUUGGGCAAACAAUCUAUCUUAUCGCAAAU